This is a messenger RNA of Carlito syrichta (Philippine tarsier), 888 nucleotides long. RefSeq names its product tumor necrosis factor (gene TNF). The transcript is spliced from 4 exons. Lineage: Eukaryota; Metazoa; Chordata; Mammalia; Primates; Tarsiidae. Gene Ontology annotation, cellular component: membrane; cell surface. Bases 176 to 874 code for a protein of 232 amino acids. Gene Ontology annotation, molecular function: tumor necrosis factor receptor binding; cytokine activity; CD40 receptor binding. Gene Ontology annotation, biological process: tumor necrosis factor-mediated signaling pathway; extrinsic apoptotic signaling pathway via death domain receptors; immune response. The record is from RefSeq and is a predicted model, not a curated record.
CAGAAGCUCCCUCAACGAGGACAACAGAGGACCAGCCAGAAGGGAGAGAAGCAACUCCAGAACCCCCUGGAAAUAACCCUCAGACGCCACAUCCCCAGACAAGCAGUCAGACAGGUUCUCUCCCUCACACACACUGCCCCAGGACUCAACCCUCUCUCUCUCUGGAAAGGACGCCAUGAGCACUGAAAGCAUGAUCCGGGAUGUGGAGUUGGCUGAGGAGGCACUCCCCAAGAAGGCAGGAGGGCUCCAGGGCUCCAGGCGGUGCUUAUGCCUCAGCCUCUUCUCCUUUCUGCUCGUGGCAGGAGCCACCACCCUCUUCUGCCUGCUGCACUUUGGGGUGAUCGGCCCCCAGAGGGAAGAGUUCCCUGGUGGCUUCCAUCUAAUCAAUCCUCUGGCCCAGACACUCAGAUCUUCUCGAACCCCAAGUGACAAGCCUGUAGCCCAUGUUGUAGCAAACCUCGACAACCGGGGGCAGCUCCAGUGGAUGAACCGGCAUGCCAAUGCCCUUCUGGCCAAUGGCGUGGAGUUGACAGACAACCAGCUGGUGGUGCCAUCAGACGGACUGUACCUCAUCUACUCCCAGGUCCUCUUCAAGGGCCAAGGCUGUCCCUCCACCCAUUUGCUCCUCACCCACACCAUCAGCCGUAUCGCUGUCUCCUACCAGGCCAAGGUCAACCUCCUCUCAGCCAUCAAGAGCCCUUGCCAAAGGGAAACCCCUGAGGGCGCUGAGGCCAAGCCCUGGUAUGAGCCCAUCUACCUGGGUGGGGUCUUCCAGUUGGAGAAGGGUGAUCGACUCAGCUCUGAAAUCAAUCAGCCCAACUAUCUUGACUUUGCUGAGACCGGGCAGGUCUACUUUGGCAUUAUUGCCCUGUGAGGGGGAUGGACAUC